CGUCAAGCAGCCGCUCUCUUGCCUUCGCUGGAUACACGUGAUCGUCUCAUCCGGGUCUUUGCGUUCUUUCACACUCGGCCCAACAUGGCAGCUUCAGCUAAGAAGAAGAACAAGAAGGGGAAGACUCUUACCCUGACUGACUUCCUGGCGGAUGAUGGGGGCAGUGGCGGUGGUGGAGGCGGCAGCAGCGUCGGCGUUGGUGGUGGCGGCGGAAGCACCGGUGGCGGCUUUCGGGACAGCUAUCAGAGCAGCGGUCGAGACAGCUAUCAAAGCAGCGGUCGAGACAGCUAUCGGGACAGCGGUCGAGACAGCUAUCAGAGCAGCGGUCGAGACAGCUAUCGGGACAGCGGUCGGGACAGCUAUCAGAGCAGCGGUCGAGACAGCUAUCAGAGCAGCGGUCGAGACAGCUAUCGGGACAGCGGUCGAGACAGCUAUCGAGACAGCGGUCGGGACAGCGGUCGGGAUGGUGGUGGCGGCAGCACCUAUACACCAAAACCGGUCAGCUGGGCAGAUGAGACUGAUGAUUUGGAGGGAGAUGUCUCCACAACAUGGCAAAGUAAUGAAGAGGAUGGGUACGGCAGCAGAAUUGAUCGUUCAAUCCUUCCCACUGCCCCCCGAGCUGCACGUGAACCUGAUGUGGACCGAAGUCGCCUGCCGAAAAGUCCCCCUUUCACUGCCUUUCUUGGAAAUCUUCCCUAUGAUGUGUCUGAAGAAUCCAUCCAAAAGUUCUUCAGGGGCUUGAAUAUUAGUGCUGUUCGUCUGCCCCGUGAACCCAGCAAUCCAGAGAGAUUAAAAGGGUUUGGUUACGCAGAGUUUGAUGACUUGGACUCUCUUCUGAGUGCUUUGAGUCUUAACGAGGAAUCUCUAGGAAACAGAAGAAUAAGAGUGGACAUAGCUGACCAAGCACAGGACAAAGAUCGGGAUGAUCGCUCAUUUGGCAGAGAUCGGGACCGCAAUAGAGAUUCUGACAAGACCGAUUCCUCUGACUGGAGGGCACGUCCCACCACAGAUGCAGCGGAUGAUAAUCCUCCUCGCCGUGAAGAGGGCUUUGGAGACAGGUAUCGAAGUGAUCGAGGUGACCGGUAUGAGUCAGACCGGUAUCGUGAUGGCCCACGUAGGGAUGACCGCUUUGAUCGAGACAGAGGAAGGGAUCGCUACGAUGACCGUGAUAGAGGUUCUGACUCCUGGGGAGGUAGUGCAGGUGGAAGUGGAAGGAGAGCGUUUGGCACCGGAUAUCGUCGAGAUGAUGAUUUCAGAGGUGGUGGUAGCGGCGGCGGCGGUGGUGGUGGUUCAGAUCGAUAUGGUGGUGAUCGGUAUGAUGACCGGCGAGAGGAUAGGUCAGACAAGUGGAACGGCUUUUCCAGGAAUGAAGAAAAGAGGGAAGAAAGAGGAGGAGGAGUAGGAGGAGGCGGUGGAGGUCCUAUUCAGAGGCCAAGGUUGAAUCUUAAACCUCGUACUGCACCAAAAGAGGAGGAGAGCACAGCCACAAGUCGAGCUGCGUCAAUUUUUGGGGGUGCCAAACCUGUGGACACAGCUGCCCGAGAACGUGAGGUAGAAGAAAGAUUGCAGAAAGAACAGGAAAAAAUGCAUCGUCAUUUGGAGGAUGACCGGCCUCGACAGAUAGAGAGGAAGCCACGGGAAAGGCAUCCAAGCUGGCGAAGUGAAGAAAACCAAGAAAGGUCUAGGACUGGAAGUGAGUCGUCUCAAACAGGCACUGGUGGAUCAUCAAGGAUCUCACGACGGAGAGAAAGUGAAAAAUCUGUGGAGAAUGAAGUGUUCGGAAAAGAUGAGGAACCUCCUAGCUUGAAGUCCCCCAAAUCGGAUUCCCAGCUACCUUUCAAAGUUAUGCCUGCCCCACCUCCUAAAGAGAAUGCAUGGGCAAAGCGUACUACAGCACCUGGCCCUUCUCGCUCCAUCAGUUCAGAGUCCUCUCAAAGUGGAGGGGAGAGACCUUAUGAUUCAGAAAGGCGGCAGCCUGUGAAUGUGCAAGGAGCAGAUGAGAACACAGAUGAUUUGGACCAUGUGUCGAAGUCUAGUGGACGUGGCAUUGGAGAUCGCAAUCAAGUGUCUGAUAGGGACGAUGAGGAUUUAAAUGUAGUGUCGGAGCCAAUGAGUAAAGACGAGCAGGCAGCUAAAUUCAGCCACGCAAGUAAAUACGCAGCUUUGUCUGUGGAUGGAGAAGAGGAGCCAGAAGAAUACGCAGACUAACCUGGGGGAAUACCAGUGUCUAUUGGAUUCCUUCCUUCCUUUCUCUCCUUUUAAUCUCCCAUAUGCCCUAUUCCAUAAGAGCAAGAAAAGCAACACCCCUUCCGGCUCUGUCCCCUCAGAAAUCUAAAAGCAGUCCAACUCUGACACCUUCAACAAUGAUCUUCAGUUAGAAAAACAAUGAGCUGCUUGUUCUCUUGCAUGCUGCAGCUUUUUACCGUGUGCGUGAAAUAGGAGGGGGGCGUAAGUGCAGUGUGUGGUGAGGGAGCCCUUAAUCGCAGUUCAUGCUUUUUUUGGGAAAGGGAAGUUUAACAGGAUUAUCACACAGUAUAUUCAAUGCUUCCCGAAAACCUCUGCUACAUUGCACAAAGGUUAUCAUUUUUAUGCCAGAGAAUACAUUAAUUUCCAAGCAGCAAUGUCUCAUAUAUAAGACUUUUGGGUGGCUCCCAGAGCUCCUAUUUUAAGGUUAUUCCUCCAGCACAUAGAGAACUUCAUGGACUUGUUGUGCUGGACCUUAAUGAUUGCAUUUUUAGCACAUUAUGAUAAUAAAAUGAAUUAAUAUGAAGCCCUGAUUUGCAGCUUCAGUAGUGAAAUUAAAGCCUUCGGAUGCUUGGUUUGCACUCAGAAUAGAACAGUUUGCCAGAAGCCUGUCAUCCACAGUGGCAAAAAAAAAAAUGUAAAAAAAGAAAAAAAAAUCCGAUUACUAGCUAUAUCCACAGACUCAAACCCAUGUUACAUAGGAGAAUCCCCCCUCAAACUUGGUGUGGUGCUGUGGGUUUCCAGGAGGCUGCUGUAGCAAUGAACUUUUGUUCGUAGGAUGUUUUUCUUUUCUUUUUUUUUUUAAAUAAAAUAUCUGGAAGAGGUGGUGUUUGAGUGGCAUGUUGCAUUCAGACACUGCCUUUCGCGCAUCAGACACCCUGAAUCAACAUUAGUCCUCUUUCCUUCUACCCCACCUCAACCCCUUCAUCUGGCCUUCCCUAAUUUAUAACUAAUGUGCAUUGGAGAGCUGGGUCCUCGUCUCUCAGGCCAGUUCUUGAAACCUUGGUUUAACAUUUUACACUUCCCACUGAAGUGUAAUCUGAGGAAAAUAUAUAAUAAAAACUUGUAAUGAUUUGUAAUUGGCUUUCUGGGAGAUGUUUUAUUAUCAUGUAAAGUACCUGACCAACCCUCAAUUUUUUUUUUCUGUUUAUCGCUCUGCCCCUCCCUCAAAUAAACUAAUCUUUAAAGUAUUAUGUCUGUUUAAAUGUUUGUCUGUCUUUUUGUGUAAAAGAUUUCAUCUUCACACUGUGGAAUAAUUGUGUGGUUUUGAGGACCCCUAAAUAUAAUGGGAGACAUUUAUUAAAAGCUGUGCUUCGUU
Messenger RNA from Rana temporaria (common frog), 3562 nucleotides. It is a transcript of the gene EIF4B, whose product is annotated as eukaryotic translation initiation factor 4B. Lineage: Eukaryota; Metazoa; Chordata; Amphibia; Anura; Ranidae. Gene Ontology annotation, molecular function: RNA binding. The transcript has 15 exons. The coding region runs from base 85 to 2208 and encodes 707 amino acids. The record is from RefSeq and is a predicted model, not a curated record.